Messenger RNA from Thrips palmi, 1603 nucleotides. RefSeq names its product F-box only protein 6-like. The coding region runs from base 446 to 1312 and encodes 288 amino acids. NCBI's taxonomy places the organism in Eukaryota, Metazoa, Arthropoda, Insecta, Thysanoptera, Thripidae. Gene Ontology annotation, cellular component: cytoplasm; SCF ubiquitin ligase complex. The record is from RefSeq and is a predicted model, not a curated record. Gene Ontology annotation, molecular function: protein binding; ubiquitin protein ligase activity. Gene Ontology annotation, biological process: SCF-dependent proteasomal ubiquitin-dependent protein catabolic process; glycoprotein catabolic process. The transcript is spliced from 6 exons.
GUGCUGCGUUUGAUGUCAGUCGUUGUAGUUGCCUCGCCGCCCAGUAGCCUACCGACUUUUCCUUGUUUAUUUACUUCCUGUCAUCCCUGCAUGUCAUAGACUAACGUUUAAAGCUCGCGUGGAAAGUACUUAUGCUUGGUUAGGGCGGACCUGCAUGGCGAUUAGGCCUCGUCUCGGCCGUGUUGUUUUCUCUGUGUGUCCAGACUGACAUGUAGACUUGGUUCUGAUUCAGUUUCUAACCCUAUGCCUUAGAAGCAGCUGCUGUUGCAUUUGGUUGUGUCACCGUGUCAUUGUGAACCUACUCUAUCACAACUGUUAGGUUCUAAUCUUGUACGUAGUGUACCCAGAAGCAAGCAUAUAUUUUUGAUUUAAGUCGAUCUGCUGAUGAUCACUACUUCAGAUUUAGGAAGUUGAAAUUUGCUGAGCAGGUUGAUAAAGUGUCAUCAUGGGAGCCACUUAUGGAAAGACUGAUAAGCCCGAACCAGAAAUGCCAAAUGUUUUAGAACUUUACCCCAACAAUGGACUAGUGUUUAAUGACUGGUUCUUGCCCCCAGAGGUAGUUUCUCACAUUCUGACAUUUUUCGAGCCAACCUUGACAGCCAGACGUGUCUGUAGGGCUUGGCGUGAUAUGGUUGACACUGUUGUCAUUCGUGAAAAGAUCUGUAGGGAAGUUCCAGGGGCAAAUAUACUCCUGUUUCAACAUGAAAAUCUAGAGUGGCAGGACUUUUAUUUGUUCUGGAGCAGGAAACCUUACAUGAAGAACAAGAACCUGCUAAAAAAUGGUUCAGCCGAAGAACAACUACAGCACUGGAGUGUGAGGUCAUCAAGAUACGGUGGAAAUGGGACUAAAUGGAUUGUAGAAAGUGAACCAGUGGGCUGCGACCCUUUCCCUGCAGGAGCUCGGAAGUGUUUCGCCACAUCCUUUGAUUGGUGUUCUGCAGAACAGUUAAUAAACUUGUGUGAGUUUGGACUAAGUAUUCCAUUUAUGAAAAAUGUUCGACCAAACAUUCAUAUUGAGGAAUGGUAUGCCGGGAGGUUCGACUGUGGAUCUAUUUACAGUUUAAAAGUAUCACUACUGAAUUCUAGCUUAGAAAUUAUUGAUUCAUUUGCUUUUGAAACCACUAAUCACGGCUCUGAAUGGUCAAAGGUGGAGCACGUUUUCAGCGAUUAUCAGGGGAGUGUGGCAUGCAUAUUGUUCCAUCACAAAGGAAAGGACACACAAUUUUGGGCCGGUCAUUAUGGAAGCAAGAUGACUGGUGGCAAGGUUUACAUUUCUCUGCCAAAUAGGCUGCCCAACAACACCAACAGAUAAAUCACAGAAUUUUUGCAAUUGUUUUUCUCAAAAUUUAUUAAGUGGAAAGACCUGAGUAUUUAAAGUAAGAAGUUUAUACAGCAUUAGAGGAAGAUUCUAAGCACUUGGGAUUUUUUUUGUUGUUAAUUUUUUUUUGUUUACUGUACACUAUUUUAUUUUACAAAUGCUGUUUUUGAAUACUUUUUUAAAACAAUCAUCUUAUAAAUUAAGUUUGCAAACUGUGAUGUAAGUAGAAUUGACGCUAAUAUUCAAAUCAAUAAAAAAAGUAACAAUUUAAUUGAAAACAUUCAA